CAGAUGCAUCAUGGGACUUGUAGUUGUUCGUGUUCUUUCGCUCCUCCGUUUCCGUACUACUUCCUGAAACUGAAGAAGAAGAAAAAAAACCCGACCAGCUUGACUGGGAAAUCCACGCCCGAUAUAUUCGGAUCGGGUUCGACGAUGGCGGUCCUGGCCGUCCUGCUGCUUUUAUCCGUACUCAACCCGGUUCUGAGUGUUUUCCAAAAGCUCUACUGCUCCUUAGCGGACAGCUGUGACUGCGAUUUUAAACCCUGCAUAAGAGACUUGGAAUGGGAUCUCUACAAAAAUCUCUACGGUCAACAUCUGGCCCAGGACAUUGUGUCAGAGGCGGUCACCAGCUUCCUUAAGAAGGAGAACCCGGAUCGGCCCCUGGUGCUUUCCUUCCAUGGCUCGUCGGGGACAGGGAAGACCUUGGUCAGCUCCAUGCUGGGAAGUCAUCUGUACAGCGAGGGUAUGGGAAGCCAAUAUGUCCACCUGUUCCUGCCCUCUAUCCAUUUCCCCCUUCCUGAUCAUGUAAAAGAGUACCAGUGGGCGCUGAAGAGCUGGGUGGAGGGUAAACUGAAAGAGUGCGCCCACUCCAUCUUCAUCUUUGACGAGAUGGAGAGGAUGCCACUCGGGGUCAUCGACAUCCUGAAGCCCUUCCUGGGCCCCUCCCAUGUUGUGUUCCGCACCAACUACCGCAAGGCCAUCUACGUUUUCAUAAGUACCACUGGAGAGGCGGUAAUAAACCAGUUGGCCCUGAAGCAGCAGCAGGCGGGUUUGGGGAGAGAGGAGAUCAGGCUGGAGGACCUGAAGGAAGCCCUCGUCCAGUCAGUUUAUAACAGCAGCACGAGUGGCUUCUAUCACUCCGACAUCCUCCAGGAAGAGCUCAUCACACGUUAUGUCCCCUUCCUGCCUCUGACCCGACGCCAUGUGGAGCGUUGCGCCCGCUGGCAGCUCUGUCAGCUGGGCAUGUGCCACCGAACGGAUGUAGUCGAGGCGGUAGGGGGCGACAUGGUCUACACUCCCGACGAAGGCCAGUACUUCUCCACCAUAGGCUGCAAGGCCGUCUCCACCAAAAUCACCCUCUUCCUGUAAGGAGGGAGGACGGAGAGCAGACACUCCUCCCGCCACCGUGGGCCAGCUAAACUUGGGCUGGUGUCAUGGGGCAUCCCUGUGGUACGCCACAGGAUAAAUCUACCCCCACACCGCUUUAUAGGGAGGUUAAAGAAUGUAGGGGGGCUCCAGUCCAACACACCCAAACCUCUGGAGCUUGCUGGUCAGAUCACCUCUAAACUGUGAUGGGGUUUCUAACCGCUAACCGAACCAGGGCUUUUUCUCCUGUUGGGAAAUAGAAGAAACGGAUUUUUCUGCCGAUGUCAAACUUGGUUCAGUAUAAACGGGAAAGAGUCGUACCUUGUUUUUGUUUUUUUAUUGUUCUCAUUCAGGAGUGCUGCUGUACUAAAAUCCACCUCCACCUUCAGUAGCUGAACCUGUCGGGUGUCACGAUGGGGUUUUUCGUGCGUUGGAGCACCGAGUCACCCCGUUUACUUUUCAGACUUUCGUGUAUUCUGGGAAUACGGACGGCACAUGGACGCUGCAGAAAUAUUCUUUGUAGAACCGGGAGCUGACCAGUUCAACCACAGUCCUCUCCUGUGGCCCACUGAACAAGUGCAUUGGCGCAGU
Lampris incognitus (smalleye Pacific opah) is the source of this 1668-nucleotide messenger RNA. It is a transcript of the gene tor2a, whose product is annotated as torsin family 2, member A. The coding region runs from base 4 to 1080 and encodes 358 amino acids. Gene Ontology annotation, molecular function: ATP hydrolysis activity; ATP binding. Gene Ontology annotation, cellular component: nuclear envelope; endoplasmic reticulum lumen. The transcript is spliced from 5 exons. The record is from RefSeq and is a predicted model, not a curated record. Lineage: Eukaryota; Metazoa; Chordata; Actinopteri; Lampriformes; Lampridae.